UCUCCCAGGCACUCGGACCUGACCAGACGAGGAGUGAGUGAUCGAUCCUCUUUCGGCACCGAACCCGGAGAGCUCAGACCCAUCGAACAGGCCUGCGCCAGCUUUCGGGGAGAACCAACACCGUCCAAACAGAAGAGAAGCUCCUGUGCCCACAGGCCUAGGAGGCAGUGACGUGACCCCAUGGCAGAGGACGGCGAGGGUCCUGGGGACCCCCCGGCCAGCACCGAUGCCCUCUGGGAGGCCCUCUGGGCCCUCCUGCCCCACACUGAGGAGGAGCUGGGCUUGGAGCUGGGCGCGCCGGUGGACCCCAGCGCGGCGGGGCUCCUGCGGCAGGCCGCGGGGCUGCUGUACGCGGGCCGGCUGGACGCGUGUCUGCAGGCCAGCGAGGCCGUCCUGGACUACGCCUGGGAGAAGCUCAACACCGGGCCGUGGCAGGACGUGCACAAGGCCUGGCGGCAGGUCUACACCUUCGCCUGCCUCUUCAAGGCCCUGUGCCUGUGCCGGGAGCCCAGGGAGGCCGGCGCCACCGCCGCCGCCCUGCACGUGUGCGACCUGGGCCUGCUGAUGGGGGCGGCCGUCCUGGGGGACAUCCUCAUCCAAGUGGCCGCCGUGCUCCAGGCCCACCUGCCCGCCAGAAAACGGCCGGCCCCGAGCCUCCAACAGGACCCACCCGACACAAAGAAACCGAGAGGCAGCCUAGUCCCAGCAGUGCCCCCCGAGAGGGCGGUGCCCCGCCUCCACCGACCGGCCCUCCAGCACUUCCGGACCCACUUUCUGCUGCCCAGGAGGCCCGUGAUCUUGGAGGGUGUGGCCGACCACUGGCCCUGCAUGAAGAAGUGGAGCCUGCAGUACAUCCGGGAGGUGGCGGGCCACCGCACCGUGCCCGUGGAGCUGGGCUCGAGAUACACGGACGAGGACUGGUCGCAGACCCUCAUGACAGUGGACGACUUCAUCAGCAAGUACGUGGAGCGCGAGACCACGGACGUCGGCUACCUCGCUCAGCACCAGCUCUUUGAGCAGGUACCGGAGCUGAAGCAGGACAUCGGCAUCCCCGACUACUGCUGCCUGGGGGACGGGGAGGAGGACGAGAUCACCGUCAACGCCUGGUUUGGCCCCCGGGGAACCGUGUCCCCCCUCCACCAGGACCCCCAGCAGAACUUCCUCACCCAGGUGAUGGGAAGGAAGUACAUCCGGCUGUACGCCCCGCAGGACUCGGAGGCGCUGUACCCCCACGAGACGCACCUCCUUCACAACACCAGCCAGGUGGAUGUGGAGAACCCGGACCUGGAGAGGUUCCCCAAGUUUGCCGAGGCCCCCUUCCUGUCCUGCAUCCUGUCUCCCGGGGAGAUCCUCUUCAUCCCUGCUAAACACUGGCACUAUGUGCGCGCUCUCGACCUGAGUUUCUCCGUCAGCUUCUGGUGGUCCUAGCUAGACGAGCGAACAGCUGGACCGGCAGGACAGAGCCUGGGCACUGGGGAAGUCCCAGCUCUGGGGGACACGGUGGACAUUCAGAGGGGUGCACAAUCAGGACCCCCCAAGACGCGCCAGGUGGCCGACUCAGGCGGUGGCAGCCGAGGCCCAGCACGGCUGGCAGCCCUGCAUGCAGCGCCCUGAGCCGCUGGGCUCUAACAGCCUCAUGGCUGAGCUGCCGCGUGGCGUGGGUGUGGCUGCCAGCCACGCGAGAUCACAGGACAACUAGAUGUUACAUCUGCUGUCAUAUUGUCUAUUUCAGCGUGAAUUUCAGUCACGUAAGUGAAAAGA
Molecule: messenger RNA, 1761 nt
Organism: Dipodomys ordii (Ord's kangaroo rat)
Lineage: Eukaryota; Metazoa; Chordata; Mammalia; Rodentia; Heteromyidae
Gene: Kdm8
Product: lysine (K)-specific demethylase 8
Exons: 9
Coding region: 181-1428 (415 amino acids)
Cellular component (GO): nucleus
Molecular function (GO): histone H3K36 demethylase activity
Source: RefSeq, a predicted model, not a curated record